Prunus armeniaca (apricot) is the source of this 1110-nucleotide messenger RNA. Lineage: Eukaryota; Viridiplantae; Streptophyta; Magnoliopsida; Rosales; Rosaceae. The record is from the annotation of a GenBank genome assembly.
AUGCUGUGGGUGGACAAGUACAGACCCAAAACCCUAGACCAGGCGAUGGUCCACCAAGACAUCGCUCAAAACCUCAAGAAACUCGUUGCAGAGCAGGAUUGCCCCCAUUUGCUAUUUUACGGCCCUUCUGGCUCUGGCAAGAAAACCCUAAUCAUCGCCCUUCUCCGACAGAUUUUCGGUCCUAGCGCCGAUAAGGUGAAGGUGGAAAAUAGGACAUGGAAAGUUGAUGCUGGAAGUAGAACCAUUGAUAUAGAGCUGACUACAUUAUCAAGCACAAACCAUAUUGAACUGAACCCCAGUGAUGCAGGCUUUCAGGACAGAUAUAUUGUUCAAGAGAUAAUUAAAGAAAUGGCUAAAAUAGACCCAUUGACACAAAAGGGAAAAAGGGAUAUAAAAGCAGCUGGUUUUCUUCAGUUGAAUGAAUUGCUUGUUUAUCUUGUGGAUAUUUAUGUUGUUUAUCAUCCUUUUCACAUCUUAGUGCUGAAUGAAGUCGACAAACUUUCUAGAGAAGCUCAGCAUUCUCUUCGAAGAACUAUGGAGAAGUAUAGUGCUUAUUGCCGGCUAAUACUAUGCUGUAACAGUUCUUCAAAGGUUACUGAAGCAAUCCGGUCCCGGUGUCUAAAUGUGCGAAUAAAUGCACCAACAGAAGAGCAGAUUGUUAAGGUAUUGGAGUUCAUUGGAAAGAAGGAAGGGCUGCAACUUCCUUCUGGAUUUCCUGCUCGUAUAGCUGAAAAAUCAAAUAGGAGCUUAAGGAGGGCUAUAUUGUCAUUCGAAACUUGUCGUGUUCAACAGUAUCCCUUUACAAGUAAUCAAGCAAUAUCCCCAAUGGACUGGGAGGAAUAUGUUUCUGAAAUUGCAUCUGAUAUAAUGACGGAGCAGAGCCCAAAAAGGCUUUACCAGGUGCGGCAAAAGUUGUAUGAGCUACUUCUUAAUUGUAUUCCUCCUGAGAUCAUCUUGAAGAGGCUGCUUUUUGAAUUAUUGAAGAAAUUGGAUGCCGAGUUGAAGCAUGAGGUCUGCCAUUGGGCUGCAUACUAUGAACACAGGAUGCGUCUUGGGCAGAAAGCCAUAUUUCACCUCGAAGGUACUUUUAUCUAUCCAGAUGCUGUGUGA